AUGUUUAAUAAUAUCGCCAAUCAAUUAAUUGAAAAGUAUAAGAACUUGAAAAUAUCACAGUAUAAAAACCAGCCAUCUUUACAGGAUGCUAACAAGAUGCAACAACUUUUACAAAAUAAUGUGUUUGCCAGGCAAAUAGUGGGUUUAUCACAAAGUCUGUGUUUGAAGUAUGAUAGAAAUCCAGAUUGGUACUCCAUAGUUAUGGAUACCAUUGAUUUGUCAAAGAUUUAUUCCAACGUUGAAAAUAUACCACAAGAGUCACAAUCUAGCGGAGAAACAAAGGAAGAUCUGGAUUAUGAAGCCACAUUGGUUAAAGAGUUGUUACGCUACUUUAAGGAAGAUUUUUUCACUUGGUGUGAUAAACCAAUAUGUCUAACAUGUGGGACAAAAGAGCACCAAGUUUUCAAAUGUACUAAAAGCCCAAACAAUUUAGAAAAAUCAGGAGAUCCCGGUUGUUCCGUGGUUGAAGUAUAUGAAUGUAAUGUUUGUCACGGCCUUACAAGAUUUCCCAGAUACAAUAAUCCAAUUAAACUGUUGGAAACACGGACAGGCAGAUGUGGUGAGUGGUGUAAUUUAUUUAUGUUAUUUUUGAAAAGUUUUGGAUUGAAAUCAAGAUAUAUAUGGAACAAGGAGGAUCACGUUUGGUGUGAAUACUAUUCAGACAAGGAAAAGAGAUGGAUUCAUUUAGACCCAUGUGAGAAAAGUUACGAUGAGCCCUUUAUUUAUUCGCGUAAUUGGAAUAAGAAAAUGAGUUAUGUUUUUGCAUUCGGUAACGAUGGCGUAGUAGACGUCAGUAAAAGAUAUAUUGUAGAAUCCAAAAACCAGUUACCAAGAAAAGAUAUUGAUGAAACUGAUUUAAAAUUUUUGUUUCAACAAUUGACUAAAAGUUUGAGACGCGGCUUAAAUGAUGAAGAGUUGUAUAGAUUGGGUUGUAGAGAUGAGCUGGAAAAAUUGGAGUUGGGUGGAUAUAGUAGAACAACGGAAAAAAAUACAACUUCCACCACCGAUACUGUAGGCCGUAUCAGUGGUUCUGCUGAUUGGAAAUCAUCAAGAGGUGAAGAUGGGGGGGCUACAGAAUAA
Molecule: messenger RNA, 1080 nt
Organism: Saccharomycodes ludwigii
Lineage: Eukaryota; Fungi; Ascomycota; Saccharomycetes; Saccharomycodales; Saccharomycodaceae
Gene: PNG1
Product: peptide-N4-(N-acetyl-beta-glucosaminyl)asparagine amidase
Exons: 1
Coding region: 1-1080 (359 amino acids)
Biological process (GO): glycoprotein catabolic process; protein quality control for misfolded or incompletely synthesized proteins; protein deglycosylation
Cellular component (GO): cytosol; nucleus
Molecular function (GO): peptide-N4-(N-acetyl-beta-glucosaminyl)asparagine amidase activity
Source: RefSeq, a predicted model, not a curated record